Molecule: messenger RNA, 3701 nt
Organism: Alligator sinensis (Chinese alligator)
Lineage: Eukaryota; Metazoa; Chordata; Crocodylia; Alligatoridae
Product: zinc finger protein 449-like
Exons: 7
Coding region: 215-2536 (773 amino acids)
Biological process (GO): regulation of DNA-templated transcription
Source: RefSeq, a predicted model, not a curated record
UUGAGCUUCCUGGGUCAGAUGCUGCUGUUGAAGCUGCUGCCUCCACUGGGCUGGGCAGCAGCUGCUCCCCCAGCAGGGUCUGCGCUGGGCAGAGGCCUGCAUUGCACCCCCCGGUGCCCAGGCCAGGGGGACUGGCUGGCACCAGCCUCCCAGGGCAGCCCCGGGCCCUGCUGAAACCAACUCCAGAGACUCCAGCAGGGUCACCUGGGCAGCAAUGGCCGGGAUACAGCAAGAGUGCCAGGCCCAGGGGGGAGGUUGCAGCGGGACUCCCAUCCUUCCUUCCAGCAGGGAGCCAGGUGAGGCUGAGGAGCAGAGCUUUUCCUGGCCCCUGUCAUGGAGGACGCCCUCUCUGUCCCAGCUGGGACGCUCUCAGGGGACGGCACUGACGCCUGCCCACGCUCAGGUGCAGAAAGACGGUUUAGAGCUGGUGACCCUGCCCUGCAACCGUCCUCAUGGGGACAGAAAUCCCUCUGCACUGCCCUUGCUCCCUGGAGAAGGGCCUGAGGCCUGUCACCCGCCGAGGGAAGCCCCUGCAGCUAACGGCACUGAAGCAGAGGCGGCCGUGUCGGGGUGGGCCGGCGAGGAGGCCCGGCGCCGGCGGUUCCGCUCGGGAGCCGCGCAGCUGGGAGAAGCUCCCCGGAAGGCGCUGGCCCGCCUCAGCCAGGCGGCUUGGCAGUGGCUGCAGCCGGAGGAGCACACCAAGGACCAGAUCAUGGAUGCCAUCAUCCUGGAGCAGUUCCUAGGGGAGCUCCAAGCAGACGCACAGGCCUGGGUGAUGGCGAAGGAGCCUUGCAGCAGCAAGGAGGUGGCCAGACUGGCUGAGGUCUACCUGGGGGAACAAAAGCCAACCCAGAUUCCUUGGGGCGUUGAUAAGGGGCUGGUGACCUUCAAGGAUGUGGCCGUGUAUUUCACCAAAGAGCAAUGGGCUCUGCUGGACCCCGGUCAGAAAGCCCUCUAUAGGGACGUCAUGCAGGAGAAUUAUGAGACCGUGACCUCAUUGGGACUUCUCAUUCCUAAAUACAACAUGAUUUCACAGCUGGAAGAGGGCACCAAGCCAUGGAGCCCAGAUCCCCAAGGAGAGAUCCCAAGGGAUGCUGACACACAUAAAGCAUUGGUGAAACCAAUACAGGCACCAUCCCCCAGCAAAGAAAAUAUCUGGCGCUCCCACUAUGGUUGCAGCAGCUUGUCCAGUCCUCCCUCAUCUUUUUCAGGGUUUCCAGACUCAGAGCCUGAUGAUGAGAUCUCCCAGCUGGAACAGGAGGAAGGGGCUCAGGUCCCAUGUCUUGUAGGCUCUAAGGAAAGGAAAACUGCAAGAGGAGCCUGCAUAGGAAAUAACUCUUGUCUGGAUUUUCCCGCUGUCCCCGCCAGGGGUGGCACAGCAAGUGACCAUGACGAGGAGAGUUCUCAGCAUACGCAACCACAUGGGACAAUACCAGAAACAGCUGAAGGGGACGUGGCAGGGACCCCUCCACUCGUGCUGCUGCAAGGGGCAGUAUCAGCACCACCUGAGGACAAAUCCUCAAUGCCUGAGCUGGUGGAACCGUCCCCAGUGUUAUCGAUCAAAUCUGAAGGGGAGGUGCCUUGGAGUCCUGCGCCUGGAGCAACCAUGGAAAAUCAGGGAGGGACACGGGAGCCCCUGGGAAGCCAGCCAGCUAGGCAACAGGGCAGCCCUGGUCCCCCCGGUGGCAGCAGUGAAGGCAGCCAGUACAUCCAAGUGGUGCUGAAGCUCCAGACGGGGGAAAAGCAGUGGCCGUGCCCUGAGUGCGGAAAAACCUUCAUCAACAGUGCUCGCCUCCUGCAACACCAGCAGGCCCACACGCGGGAGAAGCCCUUUCCCUGCCCCGACUGCUGGAGAGGGUUCCUGAGGCGCCGCGACCUGGUGAUCCACCAGCGCUCCCAUACAGGCGAGGUGCCUUUCUCCUGCCCUGACUGUGGGGAGGGCUUCCUGCGCCACUACGACCUGGCCGCCCACCGCAAGAGCCACAUGGAAACCUGGCCCCACCAGUGCCCCAAAUGCGACCGGCGCUUCCGCAAGCGCUCCCUCCUGGUCAACCACCAGCGCACCCACCUCCAGGACGACCGCUACAAGUGCCCCGAGUGUGGGGAGGGCUUCAAGCGGCCUGGGCAGCUGGAAAUGCAUCGUUACAGCCAUAUGGAGGAAAAGCCCCACACCUGCUUUCGCUGUGGGGAGAGCUUCAGCCACCGCUCCCUCCUCAUGGCUCACCAGAGCAGCCACCCAGGAGAUGCCCCUUUCCACUGUGCUGACUGUGGGAAGGGCUUCACACGGCACCCAGAUCUCCUGGUCCACCGGCGGAUCCACACUGGAGAGAGACCCUUCCCCUGCCACGAGUGCGGCAUCGGUUUCAGCCGCAGCUCAGACCUGGAGAACCAUCAGAGCAUCCACAUGGGACAGCAGCCCCACAAGUGCCCCGAUUGUGGGAAGGGUUUCCGGGAAAGCGUGCACCUCCUGGCACACUGCAAAAGCCACGGUGGGGAGGAUUUUUACCAAGACCUCGCUGCUGCCUGGAUGGGGUGAGCAGUGCAGCACCAGGAAUCCAGAAGUGCCAACCCUGGGUUGAGAUGGGAUACUAGCAGCUGGUUGCAGACUAUUUGAAUACCCCGAGUUUUCCUGGCCAGAACAGGAGCAGACCUCUGGCCUGGGGUCUAUUAGGAUGUGAAGUGGGCCCUGGAGGCCAGCUGUCUUAUGAAAAUGUCUGGAGGCCCCAGGCUAGGAUUUGAGAUUCCUCCACACCCCCAACCCCCUUGUGCUGGGCACCUUGCCUACAUUUAAUAAAAGGUUCUUGCUUAGAAUAGUCAGUCUAAGUAUUAUUAUUAUUUUAUCACAAAAACCACAGGUUUGAUCAGUCUGUGAUUCUUAAGCAGGGGUAGGUCAUUAUUUUGGGCAGAGGGCUGCUUACUGAGUUUCAGCAAAGCAUCAAGGGCCACAGGACAGGCAGCCCAGGGCAGAUUAAUAUUUUCUAAAAUUUUUUUAGGGGCUCUGCAGGCCAGAUAGAAUGGCUUGGCUGGCUGCAGUGGACCCAUGGGCCUCAUUUUGCUCACCCCUACUCUUAAGGUACCCAGCGCACUUGGGAAGGGAGCAUUAGCCCUACGCAUUAUAACUCCCACAUGACUCUCUUCGAGAGUUUGUUGUGCAGGAAAGACUGGCAAGGGCAUCGCUGCUCUUUCAAUUCCCAAGAAGCAUCGUCUCUCAGGAAACCCACAUGGUAGGCUGUUGUUUAGUUGCUUUUUUCCUUGCACCUCUGUACUGGUUUAUUAAAAGUGACAAGAAUAAAACUUGUUUUACUUAUUAGAGUAUGGUCAGGUAUGAACAGUGGAGCAGAUACUUGAUAAACUAUUGUUUAAAUUUGGCAGGCAUCAACUGUUUAGGCUGAUGUUUCAUCUGCCACAGGGCGUGCUAUAAAGUUUCAGCUAAAACAAAUUCCUGUAUUUUUUGGAGAACUGGAGCAUUUAUAUACAUAGUUUCAUCCCACAACAUGCCAGAGAUCUGCUGCAGUGCUCCGCAUGCAAGCUGACGCGUACUGCGCUGCAUUGUGUACAAGUGUAUAAAGCAGCAAAACGUGCGUCAGCAUGCAGAAAGUGACGGAGGUGCACUUUUGAACUAAAGCACCUUCUGGGUUUUAGUUCAAAAGCGCACUGCUGCCAUUCUCAGUGCCGAUGCACACUUCACCACUUAUACAACU